Messenger RNA from Venustampulla echinocandica, 1317 nucleotides. RefSeq lists its product as uncharacterized. The record is from RefSeq and is a predicted model, not a curated record. Lineage: Eukaryota; Fungi; Ascomycota; Leotiomycetes; Helotiales; Pleuroascaceae. The transcript has 4 exons. Bases 1 to 1317 code for a protein of 438 amino acids.
AUGCUCGUUAAACAAGUCAACGAGGAUCGGACUGACGAUGGGAAUGGAGGCUACCAGGGUGUCAGCGCUGCCCACCUCUCACAGCUUUACACUUACCUGAAAUCGCAAUACCCAGAGGUUGAAGUGAUUGAGGAGCGGGAGCCAUAUUUGGUGAUAUGGUGUACCGGAUCCGUUCCCGAACCACCUAAACUGCCCUUCCGCAUUGCAGGCUUGCAGGGCGUUUGGCUUGUCUCUGGUCGCGACAGUCUUCCACCGGAGUUUACUGAAGAUGACAUCGGUUCUCUAGCUGAAGUUCUCGAAUUGGAUGACGAUCUCGCCGAGGAUAUUCGCGAAUAUCGACUACCAAAACCCAGCACUCUUUGUCGAAUGAUGCAGGAGCACUUUCCUGAUGCACUGGGUAUUAGCUUUGUCAACAACCGGAUUCGGAUUGAGUUGGAAGAGCUCCCUAUCGAAGAGUACCGGGAGCGUUUAACAACUCUACCUGGUCGGUUUCAGCACACCAGAAUCCUGAUCAUGUACUACAAUGGGCUUCUGAACACCGGCCGGGAGAAACACAGGGGAUUAAAGCAACCAAUGCCGCAGAAAGAUGACAAGCAGUUCGACGGUUUAGAUUAUGUUGCUGCGCAAGGCUACUUCCAACCUGGGUCGAUGCUUUGUAAUAGUAGUGGCGAUAUAGUUUCGGCUGGAAUCCAGGGGAGAACACACGUCGGCCACAUUAGCAGCAGGAUAGAGGAUACCGAUAUUGGCCUCGCUACCUUGAACGACAACGUCGAGCUUCGUAACCGAUUUCUUCAUCUCCCUGGGGGACCGUCCAAGCUUCUUUACAGCGACACAGUAAGAAGCGAUGAUUAUUACAUGAUUGAUAGCCUCACCACGGGUCGGCAAGGAACACUGUUGUUGUGCAAAGGGAAGAGGGCUAUCGAACGAGAACAAAACGGCACAUCCCAGGUUGUUGUUCAGCUCAUCUUUGCCGCUAGUGACCCUCUGGCUUACACGCCUAAUAUUCGGGCCCGGUGCUGUGGCUCGGCAUUGAUUCGCCUUGUCCCCAAAGCAGGACGAGGUAAGAAGAGCGCAACCAAUGAGCGAGUUACCCCUUGCAAGCAGAGUACACCCAAUACUCCUGGUUUGGUCGAGUUGGCAAACGACGGAGAAAUUGGAGGGUUCAUAAGCUGCUGCGAACUUCAAGAGAAAACUGAUAAGCCCCUAUUGAUCUGUUAUGCGGAGACUACAGACUCUUUGAUUGAUGCUGGUUGGGAGGUGGUCAAGACAGCAGAAAAGAGAAAGCGUACUGGUUCUGAAGAUCCUUCCUUAGACUGA